This is a messenger RNA of Exophiala aquamarina CBS 119918, 714 nucleotides long. RefSeq lists its product as uncharacterized. The record is from RefSeq and is a predicted model, not a curated record. The transcript has 2 exons. Lineage: Eukaryota; Fungi; Ascomycota; Eurotiomycetes; Chaetothyriales; Herpotrichiellaceae. The coding region runs from base 1 to 714 and encodes 237 amino acids.
AUGCGAACAAGCCUGACCUCUAAAAUCCUACAAGGCAUCGCCGUGGGCACAGCGAGCAGCAUCGGCGCAUUUUUCGUGUGGACAAAACACUGCAAGAUCGCCCAGCUCGAGCCCAACAGUGACCCCUUAUUUGCCAAUCAAUGGUACAAGAAACUCAACGCCAACGCCAACCCGACACUGCACGAUGAGUGUGUGAGGAGACUGCCCCUGUUUAAGCUCAGGCCUGAGCUGGUCGAAGAUGCCAAUAAGGGCGGGAGCAAGCUCGUUGAAGCGCUGAGCCAGGGGGUUUGGGGUGGUCAUGGAUACACCAUCCAACGACUAUAUCUACAAAACAAAUACCGCAACGACACAACGACAGCACACCAACUAUGGGACCGACCGGCCCUUCUCAACUCGUCAUACGACAGCGGUACCGAGAUCACGGACCACUUCGUAGUGGUCGACAAGACACCGACGUCGAUACUGAUCCGGUGCGGCGAUUCACCGCUCAACUCACCGGACGGGCAACGGCUGUCGGACGGAUUGUUUGAGAUCACGGCCACGACCGACUUCGAUCGCGGCUUCGCUGAGUUUCGCCUCAAGAGCAUCUUCUUCCAGGGCGAGGGCACCGUCGAGGAUAAGUCGAAGCCUGUGAUGCCCGCGCAUAUGGUGUGGGCGCAUCAGCAGUAUGCAAAACUAUGGAUGGAGAGUGCUAUGAGUCAGAUCAAACGAUAG